UUCCUCCUUCGCUUGGUUGGCCACAUCCCACUGGCCCUUGGACUAUCAUAUCCAGCAGUGUCGCCUGCAUCAUGGGGGGCCUUGGACCCUCCAACAGGCUCCUGCUCCUGCCUCUUCUUCUGACUGUGGGUGGUCUCAUCCCUGUCCAGGCCCAGAGCGAAUGCAACUGCUCAGGAGUAAGUCCUGGUGUGCUGGCUGGUAUUGUGCUGGGGGACCUGGUGCUCACCCUCCUCAUUGCCUUGGCUGUGUACUCUCUUGGCCGGCUGGUCCCUCGAGGGCGAGGAGCUGUGGAGGUGACCCAGAAACAGCACAUCACUGAGACAGAGUCACCUUAUCAGGAGCUCCAAGGUCAGAGGUCAGAUGUUUACAGUGACCUCAACACACAGAGGCAGUAUUACAAAUGAGCCCAAACCAUGGCAGUCAACAACCUGAUAUCUGGAUCCAGUCAUUCCUGAUGCCUACCCAGUACCCUGUUCCUAGUCCAACCGAGAUACAGAUCUACAGAGUGCUCUCUCUGAAAUAUCUCACUUUCCCACACCCCUGCCCCCAAAUAAACAUGGAGCACAAAACA
This is a messenger RNA of Artibeus jamaicensis (Jamaican fruit-eating bat), 571 nucleotides long. It is a transcript of the gene TYROBP, whose product is annotated as transmembrane immune signaling adaptor TYROBP. Gene Ontology annotation, molecular function: signaling receptor binding. Bases 72 to 404 code for a protein of 110 amino acids. Gene Ontology annotation, biological process: positive regulation of microglial cell mediated cytotoxicity; positive regulation of natural killer cell activation; positive regulation of macrophage fusion. The record is from RefSeq and is a predicted model, not a curated record. Gene Ontology annotation, cellular component: cell surface. The transcript is spliced from 5 exons. NCBI's taxonomy places the organism in Eukaryota, Metazoa, Chordata, Mammalia, Chiroptera, Phyllostomidae.